This is a messenger RNA of Arachis stenosperma, 540 nucleotides long. RefSeq lists its product as uncharacterized. Bases 1 to 540 code for a protein of 179 amino acids. Lineage: Eukaryota; Viridiplantae; Streptophyta; Magnoliopsida; Fabales; Fabaceae. The record is from RefSeq and is a predicted model, not a curated record. The transcript has a single exon.
AUGGCCUUAUAUGCAAAGUUCCUAAAGGAGCUUAUCAACAAAAAGAGACGCUGGGAUGAAAAAGAAAUAGUAAUGCUCACUCAAGAAUACAGUGCAGUGAUUCAAAGGGGUAUUCCACCAAAGUUUAAAGACCCAGGGAGUUUUGUCAUAUCAUGCACCAUAGGCAAAAUGACAUUGGAGAAAUCUCUCUGUGAUUUGGGUGCCAGCAUCAAUUUGAUAUCCCUCUCAAUGAUGAAAAAGCUUGCCAUAGAGGAAAUUAAACCCACCAGGAUGUCACUUGUAAUGGCAGAUAGAUCAAUCAAGAUUCCCAAUGGAGUUAUGGAAAACUUAUUAGUAAAGGUUGGAGAGUUCAUCUUCCCUGCCGACUUUGUGAUAUUAGACACAGAAGAAGAAGGAAAUAAUUCAAUUAUCCUGGGAAGAUCCUUCCUUGCCGCAACAAGGGCCAUUAUUGAUGUAGAAAAGGGAGAGAAGUUUUUCAGGGUGCACAAUGAGCAAAUGAUCAUCAAUGUUUUCAAAUCAAUUCAAUAUUCUCCUGAGUAA